Messenger RNA from Entrophospora sp. SA101, 471 nucleotides. NCBI's taxonomy places the organism in Eukaryota, Fungi, Glomeromycota, Glomeromycetes, Entrophosporales, Entrophosporaceae. The record is from the annotation of a GenBank genome assembly.
AAAAGUGAUAAUAAAAUUUGGAAGAAGAAGGAACAAAUCUCAUCUUUACUUUUGGAGGCUGAUGUGGUUGAUCUGGAAUUGGAAAUCGCCCAGAAAAGGGGAAGACAUGAUGUUCAUCAAAUAGCAAGACGAGGAUAUAAAAAAUAUUCAGACAUAGAAUUUGGUCUAGAGGAGAGGGUGCAGAAGAAGAUCAAACCAAAUGAAAAUAAUGAAGAGGAGGAACCCAUUUCAAGUGAUGUCUCACUUGAUUUGCAGUCUCAGGCUCAACAACGAACUCCUGAACGCCAGUUCAGUCCAUUAACUGUGCCUGAGAUUGCCAAUGAUGAACCUCAGCCGAUCUGUUGGGAGUUCGAUGAACCAAUGCCAACCUGGCUAGAGAAAGUAGUAAGACGACAAGAGUUUUUGACCUCACAAACGGAUCCGUCUGACAGAUAUGAAUCGUCACUAAAGUAUUUUUUUUUUGCUAUUUGA